Triticum turgidum subsp. durum (durum wheat) is the source of this 414-nucleotide messenger RNA. NCBI's taxonomy places the organism in Eukaryota, Viridiplantae, Streptophyta, Magnoliopsida, Poales, Poaceae. The record is from the annotation of a GenBank genome assembly.
AUGGCUUCAACGAUGGGUUUGAACAAAGCUCUGCGUUGGCUGCCACGUUCCUCUGCCAGUCCCCGUCUGGAGGAAGACGAAGACAACAACGAGAGGAACGGGCUGCUGAGGAGCCACCGGGAUCAGAACCGGGUGGUGCCCGUGACGGGUCUCCAUGUUGACGAGCAACCCGAGGCAGGUGCGCAUGUGGAGCCCAAGGGCAUGGCGCAGACCGUGGCCCUGAAGGUGUCGAUGCACUGCCAUGGCUGUGCGAGGAAGGUCGAGAAGCAGAUCUCCAAGCUCCACGGAGUUGUGUCCAUCAGAAUAGAGCUGGGGAUGAAGACGGUGACCGUGGUUGGCAACGUGACUCCCAUGCAAGUCCUGGAGACCGUCUCCAAGGUGAUCAAGUACGCGCACAUUCUGCCGCUGCCCUAG